AACCCGGAAGUGCUGCCUCAGCUAGGUAGCACGGCGCCCCAUUAGCAAAAUAAUGCCACGAAAGCGGACAUGUUUUGACGUUUAAUUCUUGUUUUACUCGAGAGUAAUUUUAAAACAGAUUGGAAGGUCUUGGGUGGGUCGUACUUGUUAAAAUAAAUGGACAAAGACAAGAGUAGCGACAUUCCUGAUCACAGCUCUUGGAUGGAGAUGCAUCCGUUCAUUGGUGAGAUAAUCACAUCUACCUCCAAGGAGCAGCUUGAUGUGGCCAGUGUGUGGAGCAUGUUAGGAGGCGAGGCGUCACUGGAAGCGCUCCAGCUCGCUCGACCAGUGCAGGACAGGACGGAAGCAGCACAGAGGAAAAGCAAGGCCAGAGACGAUGUGCGUCAUGUCUGCACCUGCCCAGGCUGCCCUUUCUCUUCUACUUUAGAGCCUUUGAAGCACACACAAGCACUGCCAGGCUCGGAAGUAGCUUGUCAUCCCAAAGACAGCAGCUCUAUCACUCCAAUGACUUCACCUGAUGGCACCACUGAACCAAGCAGCCCCAGCACAUCCGACAGCAGGCACAACCCUGACACUCCUCCAUCCAGGCAGUCCUCCUUGGGUCACAUCUCCUCCAUAUUUCCUUGCCUGUGUUGCCACCACAGCCUGCAAAGCUGCAGUCAGCUGCUGAGCCAACACGCCAGCAGGGACUCUACAUUUUCCCACACUCAUCACCACUUUCACCACCAUCACUGUCCCAUCAGCACCUGUCUGUCCCGCCCCCAGCUCGGCCAGUCUCAUUCCCAGCAGCUCUCUGCCGCCACUCCUUUCCCCUGCUUGGCGUCCUUGCAUCGACAGCUUCAGGAGGAGCGAGGUCGCCCGCUGACGACCCUCACGUCACAUCCCUGCAUGCACUGCCCCGCGUCCUUCUCCAAACCGUCCCAGUUGCUGCAACACCAGCGCUCCGAACACGCCCACAAGCCCUGCGGCUUUCUGUGCAUGCAGUGCGGGAGGACCUUCAACUCGCACAGCAACCUCCGCAUCCACCUCAACGUGCACACCGGUGCCCGGCCGUACACUUGCUCUGAAUGUGGCAAAGGGUUCAGCCAAUCCGGCGCGCUCAAGAUCCACAGGCGCAUUCACACCGGAGAAAGACCUUACACCUGUGGCUUCUGCGGCAGGGGGUUCCCACAUCUAGCUGGCUUUCGAGCCCACCAGCGGACUCACACAGGGGAGAAGCCUUACCGCUGUAGCCAGUGUGGGAAGUGUUUCACCCAAUCAGGAGCCCUCAAGAUUCACACUCGCAUCCACACAGGUGAGAGGCCCUUCAUCUGUACCAUCUGUGGAAAAGCUUUCUCCAAUCGCUCCGGCAUCCGCUUCCACAACACCACGGUCCACGGUCUCCCUCCGGAGCAGUUGGGACAGGAUCGAGCAAGAGGACGCCCACCCGCGAGCCUACACACUCCCAACAGUCCUGAUAGCAACACCGCAUUGCUGACUGCCACGCCAUCCAGCUUAACUCUGCUCGCUGGAAGCAAGUCCCCAUCUGAUGGCGAGAACCCAGACAGGAACCGAGACGGGCUGAUGUACGCUUGUGAGGACUGUGGUCUGCGUUUUAAGGAUGCUCCUUCCAGGAACCGACACCAGAGUCAGGUGCACUACUCCUCUGAGGGGAGAGUGGAAGAGGGAGUGCCUAAAGAAGGAAGCAUAAAUGCGGGAAUCGCACAUGACAGUGGAGAGAAAGUAAGAGUCACCAUUGUUUAACCUAAUAAGUACUGUACAUUAGAUACAUGAACAUCUGCUACGAUAUCAUUUCGGCCAGGUGUGGCACAGUGAGCAUCCCCUCAGAGACUAUAUAUCAUUCAGCUGGGGCCUCCUCUACUCCCUGAAAACUCUAUUUCCGGAACUUUUGUGGUGUUUUCUGAUAACCCCAGACUCUCUUUACUCUCUCUGUAGUAAAUGUAGAUGUUUUUAAAUCACUUCACUUUGACAGAACUGAAUUUAGUAGCUUUGAAGAAUAUGUUUUUCUUUGUUUGUCAAACUCAUCUCCCCUGAAGUCUUUUGAUGCCUCCCAGUGGAGACGUACCUCAUGCUUUAAAAAAAAAAAAAAUGAUAUGGAUGAUAUUUUUAGACUUGUAUGUUUAACUUAAUCAUUUUUAAACCCCAAAAACAUUCACUGGGCAAUUUAUUAGGUACGCCUGCACAAUCUAGUGAACUCCCCUACAUAAACUCCACUUCAGAUAGGACGUUGCUGUCAGAGAGGUAUUACUAGUAAUUCAACAAGGUGUUUGCAGUGUUGUACAACAUAGAUGCAUCUUAUUCACAAACUCAUGUGUACCCAUUAGUGUACCUAAAGUUGUGACCAGAAAGUGUGGAUGACUGAUGGAGUCAUUGAUCAGGUUUAUGAACAAUCACAUUACAAAAAGAGGUUUUAUUGUGCCUUAAAUGUGGGAAUUUUGGACCCUUUUAUUGAUAGCCAAAUUUUACCAUAAAAAUUGCAGGAAAAAAAAAUCUAAAUGAAAAAUUGCUUUCAGUGCUACACUAAGUAAAGCAGCUCUAAUUAGGAAAAUAAGAACAUUUUUAGAAUACUAUGAUGUGCAUCACUGUACUUGUCUUUGAAUAGAUUUUUUCGCAAUUAGCAUGAAUACUAGUUUCACAUUUAAAUGUAAUUUAUUUUAUAUUUAGUAAAUUAACUUAAUGUUUUUACAGCUAGGAGUCAAGGUGUGACAGUCUUUCCAUUUCAUUGGUUGGCACAAAAACUACAUUUCAGUGUUGUCUCCUGUGUCCUAAUCAUUGCGACAACAUAGCCAUUGUGCCUUUACGUGUGAUAACAUUUUAUAUAAUUAAUAUAAUAUAUCCGUUACUAAUAUAACCACUGUUACUGUUGUUUAGCAAUUCUUUUCGUUUGCAAACGCGUACAACUUACUAGAGCCACCUCGUGGUAGCUUGUAGUCAUCGCGACAAUAUGGACCCCAUCAGCAGUGCGUCACGGCCGCUGAGAGAAAAUCUUUUCAAUUGUAAAUAUAUAUGUUGUGAUAACAUGUUAUUUGCUGUUUUCCAGUCAUGUGUAAUAUAGUUUCUGAAAGUGCAACUUGUGAAACAUUGAAUCAAUAAAAAUAAAAAAGACGAGGAGCCAUAUUGUCUUGAAAAUGUUCAUUUC
Dunckerocampus dactyliophorus (ringed pipefish) is the source of this 3139-nucleotide messenger RNA. RefSeq lists its product as uncharacterized. The transcript is spliced from 3 exons. Gene Ontology annotation, biological process: regulation of transcription by RNA polymerase II. Bases 157 to 1743 code for a protein of 528 amino acids. Gene Ontology annotation, molecular function: RNA polymerase II transcription regulatory region sequence-specific DNA binding; DNA-binding transcription factor activity, RNA polymerase II-specific. The record is from RefSeq and is a predicted model, not a curated record. Lineage: Eukaryota; Metazoa; Chordata; Actinopteri; Syngnathiformes; Syngnathidae. Gene Ontology annotation, cellular component: nucleus.